GCGGGGCGGGAGGCGGACACGCCCCUCUCGCUGCUUCCGGCAGCGGCGGGCGGUUCCCGCGGCUGGGGGCCGUUGGGGUUCGCGCCGGCCGGGGUGUACGGCGCCGCGGCCGCCAUGCAGCUGACAGUGAAGGCGCUCCAAGGCCGCGAGUGCAGUGUGCAGGUGUCGGAGGACGAGCUGGUAUCCACGCUGAAACAUGUGGUCUCCGAGAAGCUGAACGUCCCCGUAUGCCAGCAGCGGCUGCUGUUCAAGGGCAAGGCCCUGGCAGAUGGAAAAAGACUCUCCGAUUACAGCAUUGGGCCCAAUUCCAAGCUCAACCUAGUGGUCAAACCUCUAGAGAAGGUGUUACUGGAAGAAAGCGCUGCCCGGAGACUGGCUGAAGCCCCGCCCCCAUCCCCAUCCGCCUGGCAGCUGAUCUCCAAAGUCUUGGCCCGGCACUUCAGUGCUGCAGAUGCCAGCAGAGUCCUGGAUCAACUACAGAGGGAUUAUGAGAGGUCCCUCAGCCGCCUGACACUGGAUGACAUUGAACGCUUGGCUAGCCGCUUCCUGCACCCUGAAGUGACUGAAGCUAUGGAGAAAGGGUUUUCCAAAUAGGAUUCCGGGAGUGUGGGGAAGAGCCUGGCUGGGCCACAAGCUGCAUGUAGCAUUAAAUGUGUUCUCAUGUUGCAAUUUGGCUCAUAAUAAUAAUAAUAGCUGGUAGGUACCAGGUUACUUAUACCUGGCUCUUGUAGGUGCCAGGCACUGUUCAAAGCACUUGACCUGAGUUUGCUCCUGCACCUCACACAAAAGGUGAGAUGGCGAGGCUCCUAGCAGUGAAGUGGGGAAGCCAGAAUCAGUCCAGUCGACUUCUAGAAGUGCCUCAGCAUGAGAAGGAAAAAGGGGCUGUUUGGAACGGUUCUGAGGGAUAGGCUUUGGCGUGUCAUGUUUAGCCCACUGAGAAUAAACUUUGAGCAGCUCCUUUCCAGGCCUGAAAGGGGAAGCAGCUGGACCUUGCUGCCCAAUCCUAACAAGUCUGGCAUUGGCAGUAAGCCAAGUGACAGCCAGCCCUGGGUGUCCUCAGCUGCUGCAGCCAGUGUGUACUAGAUGAAGGAAAAGCAGGUUGGGGAGUUGUGGGCAAAUGCCACCUUGAUCUGUGGUCUGACCUCAGGCAAGUCCCUGUGUCAUGUUGGUCCCCAGCCACUGACUCUGCACAAUGAGGGCCACUCCUUAAACCUCGGUUUCCUUCUGUUCCAUAAACAAACUGAGGCCAAAAGCCAAGCAAUAGCUGAACUUGACUCAGCAAUGUAGUGUCCUGGCCCUUCGAGUGACAGCUGUUCUCUGGACUUGUCACAGCUCUUCUUCUCUGCUUGUCUCCUAGAUGUGGGCAGUUAUUGCUCCCUUAGGAAUGACAGAUGACUGGCUUGAGGUCACUCAGCCCCAGCCAGGCCCCCACACCCUGUGCUCACCCACAGAGUGAGCGCAGGCCCUUCCCCUUCCAGGUGUGCUCGGGGCUCUCACUUUGCACACCCCUCACUGCCGGGGGCAGAAGCAUGAGCUGGUGGCACUGGUCCCACCCCUCUGCCUUCUGUGCGGGCCCUAGAGGUCAUAUAGGUAUCUGCUCCUUGGAGAAGAGCACCGGGAGAGGUUGAGGCUGGAAGGAAGCCACCCUGCUGCCUCGGCUUCGGGGGUGAACACUGGGUCCCCAGGCUGGGAAGAUGGACAGAAGCCUGAUGCUCAAAGGCUUUGAAGGAUAGACAGAAGGCACCUGGCUGUACCCGAGAGCUGGGAACAUCAAACAGCAGGACCCACUUGGAGUUGUGGAGUCUGGUGGGUCAUGUGAUAGACUUACCAAUGCUCUUGUUUAUUUUGAGUCAGGAAAUAUUUGUUGAAAUUUAAAUGUCAUUGAAGGUGAAUGUGAAACUUUGACUUUUAUCCAAAAGGAACUAUAUUAGCUAGGCUGCUUUGGGUUUCCAAUAAUUGGUUUAACCAUAAAGGAAACUGGUUCCAACAAUAAAGGAAACUUACUGGUUUACAAAACAGAAAUCCAGGGGUAUUGGCCACUGAUGAACAAUUUCACCAAAUACCCAGUUUCUUACUACUUCCCUUCUGCAAUUUUCAGUGUCUGCUUCAUCCCAGGCCAUCACCUCAGGAUCAAAAGGUGGCUGCCUGUUGCUUCCACCACAUCCCUCAUUCAUUCACAGCCAGCAAGGAGCACCUUCUCGCCCUAUAGUGCAGCUUCUUUCUCAGAUUCCUCCAGCAAAUAAAUGAUGUCCUUUCAUUGGUCAGAA
Manis javanica (Malayan pangolin) is the source of this 2267-nucleotide messenger RNA. RefSeq names its product ubiquitin like 4A (gene UBL4A). Gene Ontology annotation, biological process: tail-anchored membrane protein insertion into ER membrane; post-translational protein targeting to endoplasmic reticulum membrane. Gene Ontology annotation, cellular component: BAT3 complex. NCBI's taxonomy places the organism in Eukaryota, Metazoa, Chordata, Mammalia, Pholidota, Manidae. Gene Ontology annotation, molecular function: protein-folding chaperone binding. The record is from RefSeq and is a predicted model, not a curated record.